Nylanderia fulva is the source of this 1131-nucleotide messenger RNA. The record is from RefSeq and is a predicted model, not a curated record. Lineage: Eukaryota; Metazoa; Arthropoda; Insecta; Hymenoptera; Formicidae.
AUGCAGGGAGCGAGCGAUAAUCUGGUUCGCGAAAUGGAAUAUAUAGAUAAAGAAAAAUAUUUCAAUUACUUUCGGAUGUCAUUAGAAACAUUUGAAAAACUGCUAAGUAUCAUUGAACCAUAUAUUACAAAAGAAACCAUAUAUUACAAAAGACUGGUUGUCCAAACACCAAUACCUGCGCGCACUCGUUUGCAAGUAACUUUGCGAUAUUUAGCUUCUGGAGACAGUGUAAAGGCUUACAGUAUAAUCUCAAUAUCAUAUGCUUUUCAUAUUGCACAUAAUACUGUUUCCAAAAUUGUCUCCGAAACUUGUGACGCUAUUUGGAAUUCUCUUAAAGACGAAGUAUUUUUACAACCGAGUACAAUUAAUUGGCAAAACAUCGCAGAACAUUUUGAAAAUAUUUGCCAGUUUAACAACUGUAUUGGAGCUCUUGAUGGAAAACAUGUUAUCAUACAGGCACCACCAAAUAGUGGUUCUACAUAUUAUAAUUAUAAAGGACAACACAGCCUCAUUCUUCUUGGAAUAUGUGAUGCUAACAACCGUUUUACUGUUGUGGAUAUUGGCAGUGAAGGAAGACAAUGUGAUAGCACAAUAUUCCAAACGAUUCUACGAUAAAUCGCUUCAAUUACCUGCGGCAAAAUGUAUUAGUGCGAAUAGUAAUAUAAAGUUGCCGUAUGUAUUAGUCGCAGAUGAAGCAUUCCCGUUACUACAUUUAUGAUAAGGCCGUAUCCACGAAAUAAUCUUGACACAAAAAAAAAAUUCAAUUAUAGAUUAAGUCACGCUAGACGAUCAAUAGAAUGUGCGUUUGGAAUACUCACUGCUCGAUGGAGGAUAUACGGAAAACCGAUAAUUGCUUCUGAAUCUACAGCUCGAAAAGUUAUUCAGGCAACAACUGCUUUGCAUAACUAUGUAAUGUCCACUGAAAAGAAUUUAGAAGUACCACAAUUACAGUAUUCUAAUUUUACUGCACAGGACCGUGCAGUAAUAUCUGAAGGUUUGAGAAAUCUAUCAAGAAAUCGCUCUUCAAAUCCUGCUGCAGCUAAAAAAAUUAGAGAAGAUUUUUCAGACUUUUUCAAUAAAAUUGGCGCGUUGCCAUGGCAAUGGGAUAAAGUACUUAAUAAUGAUUUAUAA